Molecule: messenger RNA, 1232 nt
Organism: Suillus subaureus
Lineage: Eukaryota; Fungi; Basidiomycota; Agaricomycetes; Boletales; Suillaceae
Exons: 4
Coding region: 261-1232 (323 amino acids)
Source: RefSeq, a predicted model, not a curated record
CCCAUAUUUUGAUUGCAUCUCGUUCGCAGGUCGCAAUUAUUGUUGCUUCGGAUUGACUUCACAAAUUUAGAGUGCCCUUUCUACCUGACGGCAACUUUCCUCGUCUCACUGUCCCACAUUGCUUGAAGCUGUGGCUACACACGCGUAAAUCUGGACGUCACAAGUCCCGUCGUGUCAUCCAUACGCAACUCGAUCAAAUACUGAAAACUUGAAUUUGAAUUUGAAUUUGAACACGUGACAUCAAGUGACUUGGUACACAUAUGUCUUAUCCGACAUCAGUAACUGCUGUUCCGAUAACAACAUCGCCAACCACAUCAGCAUCCCCGACUACUACUUUCGCCUCUUCGACAUCUUCCGUGAGCAGCAGCAAUGCCCCAACAUCAACUACCCCUGUAACGACUGGAACAACUCCAAUUGCAACCUCCAUGACCUCUGUGGCAACUGCAUUACCCACUACGAUUACAUCGAAAAAUUCAUACGGAUCAACAGCUGUCAUCACCACAGAGAUGUCCGCAACUACCUCUGUCCCUGUCCCCACUCCAUCCCCCGUAAACAACUCAUCAAACACCGGCGCAAUCGUAGGUGGCGUUGUCGGUGGUGUCGUCGUCAUAAUCGCCCUCCUUGGGCUCUUCUUCUGCUUACGCCGGCGCAGAAGGCGAAAUGAAUUUGACGGGAACUUGGACCCCGAUCAUCUCGUUUCCCAUCCCUCAGGGGGCAGAGCCCAGCCCCAGAUCGACCUCGGCGAAGAAAACGAGAUCACCCCCUUACCUUACCCUGACCAUAACAGAAGCAUGCGUCAAUAUGGAGAAAGUCCGUUCCAACCUGCGGGUGCCGCCGCCAGCGCAGGUAUUCACAGCACAACCUCCCCACUCAGCUCUCCCUCGCAAUACAGCGACACUGCCACCUCCCCCGGCGAGGGGUACCCCUCUCAGGGCUUCGUACGCCCAGGCCCGAGCAUGUACCCAAUGCAGCAAGCAGGCUGGCACACCCCGCGCCCACUUACAUCACCCGCUCCAAGAGUCAGCAAUGCAUCUGCAUCUUCUUCCGGUCACGGGAUGAAAGAGCGAGGAGCCGCUGCUACAGCUGGCCGUCAGGGGCUCGCUCUACCUACACAGCAAGAGGUUGACGGUGAGGGGUCUGGCGCUGUUCAGCACCAGGAUGCGGAACAGGCGCCUAGUGAGGAAGGAGAACCGAUAGAUGUUCCGCCUGCAUAUGAGUCUAUAAGGCAGUAG